AUGGAGCAAGUUGGAGGAUUGAGAUUCAUUCUGAGAGGUGCAGUAAUUCCUGACAUAGUACCUGCUAUCGCUAUCUUCCCUGAUUAUCUUAUCUUAGCAAGUAUCACCCUCCCGUACUCCAGUGACGACCCUACAUCGCAUUUGAGGAUCCAAUAUUUCAGUACUGAACAUCCCAAUAUAACAUAUUGGGACACCAAUUACUUCGAGUAUGUAAACGUAUCAUCUCGUAGACACAGCCGUAAAGAUCCAUUCUAUUAUGUUGACAUUCAUGCCAAGACUGUAGUAACUAUUGGAAACAAUUUCACAGGCAACUUCUAUUUCUACGAAUUUCUCAGCAACCAGUACAAGCGUGGUUUCGUUGAAAUGCAUUUCAAAUUUUGUGACUUGGUACUCAAUAAUAAAUUCUUCGGAGCCGCAAUGAAGAAGAAUAUUAAAACAUGUCCACUUCCUGUGGGCGAACAUCACCUAUAUAAUAUGACUAUUCCAAUAGAGCAAGUACCGAGAGGAUUCCCCUUCACAAAAGGACGCAUAUAUGUAAAUGGAACUGUAACGGACACAAAUAAAGUUGUAGUGGCAGGAUAUAUAGAUUUGGAACUAAAGGAAUUCAUAGUACCAACAAAGACAUAA
Messenger RNA from Achroia grisella, 627 nucleotides. RefSeq lists its product as uncharacterized. The record is from RefSeq and is a predicted model, not a curated record. Lineage: Eukaryota; Metazoa; Arthropoda; Insecta; Lepidoptera; Pyralidae. The transcript is spliced from 5 exons. The coding region runs from base 1 to 627 and encodes 208 amino acids.